AUGCUCUUAAGCCCCGUCGAACCACCGUUGCAACCUUCCCAUGUUGUCAUGUCGACUACAACAUCCCUCACUACUACGCUUGUCGCACCCGUCAUGAAGGGUGUCGCUAUAUCAGAAAACCAAUGUCCUAUGUGUUGGGGUGAAGGAUUUCCCCAAAAUGGCUCUGGCGCCCACGAUAGAAUCCAAGAGUUGGAGGGGCAGGUACAGGCGUUGACAGCGCGUGCUUCGGCUACAGCCGCCAAACUCAGCGAGUACGAAGACGAAAUUCGACGUCUACGCUCCUCCCAACCCCAGGCAUACCACACCCCGCGAAGCAGCUCCUCACUGGGGAGACCCCCCUCCCAACCCGACCAUUCCUCACCACAACGCCCAACAUCCUCAGGAUCCCAACCACAAACAUACCACAGCCGCCUCACAAAUCUAGCCUCUCUGCUCCCCUACCGACGUGGUAGCGCAACACCCACAACAUCUAGCGGUGCCGUUCUUCCCAGUACUCCGACCGCGCUCAGCACCCCGCUCACUCACAUGUCCCCCGCAAACAGCGAGCACACCGCCGAACUGCAGGAUGCGCUUACGCGCGAACAGAGACUCCGUAAGGCUGCCGAGUCGCAGCUUUCGCAGGCGAGUACUGAGCUAGAGGAGUUAACGGUGCAGCUUUUCAGUCAGGCGAAUGAGAUGGUUGCGGAGGAGCGAAAGGCUCGCGCCAAGCUUGAGGAAAGGGUUGCUGUGCUGGAACGGAGGGAUGUUGAGAAGCGUAGUCGGUUGGAGAAGUUGGAGAAUGCUAUGGCACGUGUGGAACGGUUGAGGGCUUUGGUUAAUCAUCAAUGA
Messenger RNA from Penicillium expansum, 828 nucleotides. RefSeq lists its product as uncharacterized. Gene Ontology annotation, biological process: exocytosis. The record is from RefSeq and is a predicted model, not a curated record. The coding region runs from base 1 to 828 and encodes 275 amino acids. NCBI's taxonomy places the organism in Eukaryota, Fungi, Ascomycota, Eurotiomycetes, Eurotiales, Aspergillaceae. Gene Ontology annotation, cellular component: cell tip; Golgi to plasma membrane transport vesicle. Gene Ontology annotation, molecular function: guanyl-nucleotide exchange factor activity. The transcript has 3 exons.